Drosophila ananassae is the source of this 933-nucleotide messenger RNA. RefSeq names its product complement component 1 Q subcomponent-binding protein, mitochondrial. The transcript has a single exon. Gene Ontology annotation, cellular component: mitochondrial matrix. The record is from RefSeq and is a predicted model, not a curated record. Bases 1 to 933 code for a protein of 310 amino acids. Gene Ontology annotation, biological process: cytosolic ribosome assembly. Lineage: Eukaryota; Metazoa; Arthropoda; Insecta; Diptera; Drosophilidae.
AUGUCUAGGUUUUUGCGAGUAUUUCGCCCGCUGCCACGCGCCCUGGCCCUGGCCAUAAGAAACAGUCGGUUGGGUGGAGGCUCGGAUCUGUCUGCCGCUCUGGUUGGAUAUGAGGGAGCAAGCUCCACUGGACGGAGGACAGCCGUGUAUAGCCUGACUAGCCGGCGAUCAAUCACCACUGGCAGCUGGCACGGGCAGAAGGUGACUCGCAAACCGCUGGCGGAGCUGAAACAGCAGGAACAAGAACAGGAGCAGGACCGAAAAGAUCAUCAGAGUCUCAGUCUUAAUCAGAAUCAGGUGGAGGUGAGCCCAUCGGAUCGCCAUCUGGUCGAGUUUCUAACCGGGGAAAUCAUUGAGGAACGCCGGGUGCAGUUGCAACUGAAUGCGCCGCUUCUGGUGGACGACUACGUAGCCAUAUUCCGUGGCUCGGAGGUUGAGUUGGUUAAGACUACGCCCACGGAGCGGGUGAAUAUCUUCUUUAAUGUUAGCAAGAGCGUGCCGCGCCGCGUCGAUGACACCGCCACUCCGGUGCGGAGCGUUCCCAAGUUCGAAGUCCUGAUCAAGCGGGGCGACGCCCUACUCUCGAUUUACUGUCACUUCUCACGGACGGCCUUUAAGGAUGGCAAGGUGGUGAAACCGAAACCGAACCAAAAGUGGCCCGACAUCUUCUUCAUCCAGGAAAUGUCCUUGUACGAGCACGCCUGGAACGAGUGUUCAUACACCAUUGAGGCCAGCCUGAUUGACGACAAUCUCUACUGCCUUAUUAUGGAAAUGCUGGCCGAGAAGGGGAUCACCAACGAAUUUGCCGUAAAGGUCUCGGACUUGGCCACCGCCCACGAGCAUGCCUCAUACAUUGACUUUCUGGAGAACUUGUCCAAAUUCGCGGUGGGCCUGCCGCCGCCACUUGGUGGCGAUGAUGGUGGCACCAAAUAA